AUGAACAUUGCUACUGGGUACCGCGCCAACUUCGGCCCCCCGGUCAAGCCCCGCAUUCCCUUCACUGGCCGUGGCGAUAUCUCUAUCAAAGAGGUUAAGAAAUACCUGACUACCAAGUACGUUGUUUCGUUCCUUUGUGACCCCUGCGCCGUUAAGGAGGGUGCUAAGGACUAUCCUAAGCUUAAGGAUAUCGCUACCGCUAUUUCUGACACCGAGUGA
Molecule: messenger RNA, 219 nt
Organism: Penicillium samsonianum
Lineage: Eukaryota; Fungi; Ascomycota; Eurotiomycetes; Eurotiales; Aspergillaceae
Exons: 3
Coding region: 1-219 (72 amino acids)
Source: RefSeq, a predicted model, not a curated record